AACAUGGAGCACAACCCAGCCCAAGCCCAGCCGUCCACAGACCACCAGCAUUCACCACUAGCCCACGUACCCCGCAGCGCUUUAGCACCUCUAACAGCCGCGAGAGGAAGGCACGGAUGCCGCGUGCCUGUGGCAAGCUGGGUCAGUCGCUGGGCGACUCCGUUCAGGUUGUAUGGCUGAGUGCGGCUCAGUUUGCGUCUGGCACGCAAGCGGCCUGCGUGCCGAAGGAGAACAUGGGCUGCGCCAGCACACAAGUGGGCACCGGCAAGUUCCCAAUCCAGCACCGGCAAGGCGUGAGAAGUGGCACAGUGCACCAUGCAGUGGGUGCAUGGGCGCGAGGGCACCUAGGCCCGAGUGGCUUCACCGGUACUCCGGGCGACCGCGGCUGCUGAGGGGCAGGGCCGCCAGCAGGAGCAGGAGCGCGCUUGAUGAAGGACCGUGAGGCGUGCGCGUGCUGAAAGAAGAGAGGCGCCUACAGCUGGAUUGGAGGAUGGAUAUGGUUGCUGCAUGUGGAGCCAGCUGGACGGACUGGGAACUGACUGCAAGCUGCAGUUGGGGUCAGGAGGCGACUUGUUCGUUGGGGCGGGGGCGGUGGUUUGGCACGCGCAUACGUGCCACGUGUGUGUCCGUGCCUAAUGCCCCAGCCGCAUUGCUUGGAUGACAAGUGUUCCCCGGUCACGGGAAAA
Molecule: messenger RNA, 686 nt
Organism: Chlamydomonas reinhardtii
Lineage: Eukaryota; Viridiplantae; Chlorophyta; Chlorophyceae; Chlamydomonadales; Chlamydomonadaceae
Exons: 1
Coding region: 117-392 (91 amino acids)
Source: RefSeq, a predicted model, not a curated record